This is a messenger RNA of Fomitopsis serialis, 3180 nucleotides long. Its product is annotated as glycosyl hydrolases family 31-domain-containing protein. The record is from RefSeq and is a predicted model, not a curated record. Gene Ontology annotation, molecular function: hydrolase activity, hydrolyzing O-glycosyl compounds; carbohydrate binding. The transcript has 15 exons. The coding region runs from base 87 to 3014 and encodes 975 amino acids. Gene Ontology annotation, biological process: carbohydrate metabolic process. NCBI's taxonomy places the organism in Eukaryota, Fungi, Basidiomycota, Agaricomycetes, Polyporales, Fomitopsidaceae.
CCCCUCCUCCAACACCCGACGCCACGCUCGACGUCGACGCUGAACCGCGUUACUUUCGCUCGAACGCACAUCGCGACGCGACGACGAUGGCGACGACGAUGGCACUCAUCGUCUAUGCGGUGCUGUUGACUUUGACAUGUGUUGUGCUCUCUGAGCCCACCGCGGGGUCAAGACCAUCCUUGUUUCCCAAAGAUGGAACGGCACGCAUCGGCUCCACAUCUCAUUCACUCAACGUAUCUUCAUGUCCCGGCUAUACGCUGGACUCUUUGAGCGAAUCAAAGACGGGCCUCACAGCGCAAUUGCGGCUCGCAGGGGAUGCUUGCGACGCUUUCGGCACGGAUAUCGUGGAUCUAAGUCUGCAGGUAACCUACGACACCAAUCAGAGGCUCCGUGUCAACAUCUUCGAUACUGCGCAGUCGCAAUUCACCAUCCCAUCGUCGGUUAUUUCCGUGCCUCCCGAACCUACCGAAAGUUACGCGCAGACGUCAGACCUCGUGUUCAACUACGAGUCGUCGCCUUUCGCAUUUUGGAUCAGUCGUCGGUCGGAACCAGAUGCGCUGCCAUUAUUCGAUACUCGAAUCAGCUCAUUGCCUCCCACGCCGAUCCCGCCACUCAAUGAAAGUGACCCGUCCACUGCAUUGGAUGGGUUCCCCUUGGUAUUUGAGGACCAGUACCUCCAGCUCACGUCCGCUCUUCCGUACGAUGCCAACAUUUACGGGCUGGGUGAAGUGAUUGCAAGCAGCGGUUUCCGGCGUGACAUAGGAACCAGUGGGGGCCCCGGGACAAUCCAGACUAUGUGGGCCCGAGAUAUCGACGAUCCAGUGGAUGAAAAUGUCUACGGCUCGCAUUCCGUAUACCUGGAGCACCGUUACAAUGAUACUUCGCGGAAAGCCCAGUCACACGGAGUCUUCCACUUCAGUGCUGCUGGUUCUGAUACGUUAUUGGCGACUCCGCCGUCGUCUCCCGUCUCCCUAAUCCAAUACCGCGCCGUGGGAGGCACCUUCGACUUCUAUUUCUUCUCGGGCCCCACUCCCCAGGACGUAAUCGAGCAGUACGGCCAGCUCAUAGGGCUGCCAACUUGGCAGCCUCUCUUCGGUCUUGGCUUUCAUUUGUGCAGAUGGGGUUACACGAACAUUACGGAGACAAAGGAACAAGUGACCCGGAUGAGGGAAGCAAAUAUCCCCCUUGAAGUGAUGUGGAAUGAUAUCGACCUCUACCACGCUGUGAGAGACUUCACUACGGAUCCCGUGUCUUACCCUGCAGAGGAAGUACGGGCGUUCAUUCAAGAACUGGCGGCCAACCAUCAGCACUACAUACCGAUUGUAGAUGCCGCCAUCGCCAAGCAAGUCAAUUCAACCGAUAUUUACGACCCGUACACGCGGGGUGUGGAGCUGAACGUGUGGGUCAAGAACCCCGAUGGGUCCGAAUACGUCGGUCAAGUGUGGCCGGGCUAUACGGUGUUUCCCGACUGGUUCUCUGACAACAUCGAAGACUACUGGACGGAGGCGCUCAGCAACUGGUCACAAGGAGGCGUCGAAUUCUCGGGAAUCUGGCUGGACAUGAAUGAGGUGUCUUCCUUCUGCAACGGCUCAUGCGGUACUGGGGCUGAUCUCUCUACCCCAACCCCGGUUUCUCUGCCUGGCGAUCCUGGCAAUCUCGUCACGGACUAUCCCGAAGGCUACAAUGUGUCGGUUUGGGGCCCGAGUGGAAAUAUCACGAUCAACGGUACUUUAACAUACGCCGCGAAUGAGCGUUCGUUUGCUCCUGUGACCAAGAGGGGCGUUGGCGCCGGCGAGCAGUCUGGCGUCAAUCUGAACUUCCCGCCAUAUGCCAUUCAUAACGGGUUCGGUCCGCUAUAUGUCCACACUCUCGACACGAACGCUACUCAUGUUGGCGGCUAUGCCGAGUUGGACGUCCACAACAUGUUCGGGCUGAUGGAGGAGAAGACGACCCAUCUCGCUGUUCAGAAGGUUCUUGGUAUUCGUCCGUUCCUCAUCAGCCGCUCGACGUUCCCCAGCUCUGGCAAGUGGACUGGCCACUGGCUCGGCGAUAACCAUAGCAAGUGGUCGUACAUGUACUACAACAUCCAGGGCGUCCUGCAAUUCCAACUGUUCCAGAUCCCUAUGGUCGGCGCUGAUACCUGCGGGUUUGAGGGUAAUACGGACGAAGAGCUGUGCAGCCGAUGGAUGCAGAUGUCAGCAUUUAUGCCGUUCUAUCGGAACCAUAACCAGCUUUCGGCGCUGCCACAGGAACCGUACAGGUGGGACAGCGUCGCGAAUGCCUCCCGCACGGCGAUCAGCAUCCGUUAUUCCCUGCUGCCCUACUGGUACACGCUGUUCGCCAACUCGUCCACGUGUGGCUCACCGGUCGUGCGCGCCCUGUUCUACGAAUUCCCGGACGAGCCGGAGCUGUUCGCGAUUGACAGGCAAUACCUCGUAGGGCGAGACGUUCUCGUGACGCCAGUUUUGACCCCAAAUGUCUCAACGGUUGACGGUAUGUUCCCCGGUAGGGGCCAGGUGACAUGGCGCGAUUGGUACACGCACGAAAUUGUCAAUGCUACUUCCGGCGGAAACACCACCUUGGAUGCCCCGCUCGGACACAUUCCCGUGCACAUCCGGGACGGAUCGGCGAUUCUCUUGUACGGGGCGUCUGCCUACACGGUCGAGGAGACGCGCCAAGGGCCGUACUCUCUACUCGUCUCCCUGUCACCCGACGGGACAGCAUUUGGUACGGCAUACGUCGAUGACGGGCUGAGCGUCCCGCCGACUCCGAACACGACUCUGACCUUCGUCGCCGGUAACGGCACGCUGUCAAUCAUCAGUAACGGUGACUUCUCUAUUCAGCAGGCUCUGCGAGAGGUGACGAUCCUGGGGACUGGGCAAGCGAAGCCAGAAUCUGUCAUCGUACCGGGGCAGAUGAACGCAACGUGGACUUACAAGCCUGACACCGAGGAGCUCGUCGUGACCGGGUUUGAUUUGGAUUUGAACAACGACACUCUCAUCUCAUGGAUGUAACGAAUUGAAUCUCGUGUGCAUAUGUUCUCGUCCCCUUGCGUCAGGAUGGAAUGUAAUGAAUAUCUCUCGUAGUAUUGUCGUCGGACGGCACACCUUGACUCACCGCUGCCCAACUUUGAGAAUUUAACCUCGUUGCAAUGGUAGAUCGAUAGACGCCCAUAACGGA